This is a messenger RNA of Cadophora gregata, 2618 nucleotides long. RefSeq lists its product as uncharacterized. The record is from RefSeq and is a predicted model, not a curated record. NCBI's taxonomy places the organism in Eukaryota, Fungi, Ascomycota, Leotiomycetes, Helotiales, Ploettnerulaceae. The transcript has 3 exons. Bases 573 to 2495 code for a protein of 640 amino acids.
CUCACUUUCACGAUUGACUUUAGAUCCCCCAUUCCACAAGUUUUCCCUAUGUCCUUCGUCCACCGUAUCAGAUAACAUCUCGUAUCUUGUCUGCGCCGCAAUUAAUCUGGCCUCUUUUCAUGAUGGAUAUCUUUUCCAGCCACAGGAGUCCGUGCUUGGCCCGUACCGGGAUCAGAAACUUGGAAGUUGGCAAGAAUUGAUCGUCAAACGCGGGAUGGAUGGCUGGAUGCAGCCGCAAAUCUGCGAAAUGACAUAGUGCGGCGCGUUCUGGGGGAAAACAGGGUCACGUCCCAGCAUUGGGCUAGUCGACACUGGACUCUUCUGUUAACAAUACGACCCUAAUGAUAACCUUGUCUUGUCCAUCUUAUCUUUUUGAACUAGUUUGAUCAAUUGACUCUAUUCUAGCUCGACGAAGUUGAAAGUUGUUAUGUUUGCUAGCAACUGAUUUGAUCCACGCCUCUCCAGUCUCGAACUGUUACUUUAGCUUCGUGCCUUGCCCUUUUCAAUUCGAGCUCCAUGGAUCAGUCGUCUGCGGAAGUAUCUGCAAUUGAACGCUCAUCAACUAAUUCGCAAUGUCACAACCAGGAUCACAACCACCGCACCCCCCACAGCAACCAACAGCAGAGAAUCCAGUAGUAGCAGCAGCACAGAGAGUCAAGUCGGCUUUCACCUCACAUCAGAAACCCAGUGUUCGAAUUGUACGCGACAAUUCCAACGGUGGUCCAAGACGUGAACCCGUCGCCCAAAAUGUUACAGAGAAACCACUACCUCCUCCACCAGGAGAACCAACAUUUUCGAGUCGACUUGCGGGAGCUAGGAGCAGGAUAUUUGGACACAGUGGGGAACAUGUUCAGGAAAAACCUUUACAGAACGACUACUAUGAUCAGGAUAGGGUUGAUCUGAUGGACGUGUGUGACCCUGAAGUAGCAACACUCUCGACCCUUACAAAUGUCCAAAAUUCGCUCUUCAUUCCUUCCCUGGGAAAACUCGUCAAUCGUCGAGCAACAUAUAAGAUUUCGGAGACGCCAGAGGAAGCUCGGAAAUAUGACAAACUCAAAGCUUUACUGAAGAAGAUACCAUUACGCCGUUCCAAGUCAACACAAGACACCUUCCAGUACGCGGUUCUACCAAAUGAUGAGAAGCUCGAGGGAUGGUCAAAAGAAGAUAAAGCCGAGAUGGAUGAUAUGGUCAGGCAUCAACUUCAUUCCAAACGAGCGAAAUUCAAGCGGUCGAUGAAGGGUUUCAAGCAGUAUGUUCGAAGACCCAUGGGACUAUUCAUCACCAUCUAUGCUACCCUCGUAACGCUGUUUGGCGCAGCCUGGGUGUUCUUCCUCAUCGGCUGGAUCUCCUUAGGAUCAAAGAAAGAUACGGUUGUCGAAGCCGUCGAUCUAGUCCUCGUCGCUCUUUUCGCAAUCAUUGGAGAUGGACUUGCACCAUUCAGAGCAGUAGACACGUACCAUAUGAUCUACAUCGCUCACUAUCACCGCGUUUCCUGGAAGAGACGCCAAAAGCUCGGUCUACCCGAACUAGUGGACCAUAAUGAUCUGCCAGACCAGAGAAGAGAGGAUGUGCAAGACCUCCAAGUCGAUAUUGAGAGUCUAGUUGCUCGCCGGAUGCCCAACAGUAUAGCGAAACGAGUAGCGCCAAAGAUACCCAAGAAGUACGCAGAGAAGAUGGUUGUCCGCCAUCGAGCCCACGAUCCAACAUUCGAAUACUCGGUCUUGGAUGAAGAUGAGCAGGCCAAGCUCGACCACCACGAACGCAAAUUUUCCAAAAGUCACACCUUUUACAAACCCCACGAGACAGAAACCCAUUACGCAUUCCCACUCAAACUCCUCGUCACCGUGGUCGUGCUCCUUGAUCUCCACUCCUGCCUCCAAAUCAGUCUGGGCGCCUGCACCUGGGGCAUACCCCACGAUAAACGCCCCUUCGCACUCACAACCGUCAUCCUCUGCUGCAGUCUCACAGCCAACAUCACAGCCGGAAUUCUCAUCUCUAAGGGCGACAAAAAAACCCGCAAAACAGAAGUCAUUGAGCGACUCAUGCGCCAGGAACUUACCGCCGACGCAAUUGAGCAGAUUCAACGUCGCCAACUCAAAGAAGCCGAAGAGCGUGGAGAAAUCGACCCCGCUAUCCGAAAACGCCUAGAGAAAGAAAAGGAAGACGCGGAGAAUGAGGAGAUCAAGAAGAGCUGGAAGAGUGUGCCGAGCCUACCGAAAACGCUACUCGGCAAAGGAGUGGAUCAUAGACAGCCUUCCUUACCACAGCAUCAGAGGAGGGCGGCCUCGAAUGCUGGGGUGGUGUCUGGAAGCUUGAGUUCAUCUGGAGGCAAGAAGUCGAAGUCUGGGAGUGGAUUAUUGGGAAUCAAAGAAGAUACGACUACGAAGCCGGUUGCGCCGAUACCAGCUCCGAAGCAGGGCGAGGAUCCAUUGAAACCCAGCAGAGGGCAUAAAGCGUUGGAGUUCUUUAGGAAGGCGGAUUUGGAUAGAAGCUAGUGGGACUUACAGCACACUAUUGGCCAUAGCCUUUUGAAUAUAAUUACAGACACUCUUCUUGGGAUGCAUUAUUUGUUUCCCAUCCUAGCAUUUUUAUGGGAAACCUCAAUACGUGUGACUGCU